AUGGAGACUCCUGACUGUGAAAGCAACCAAUUAUAUGAAAAUGUACCGGACAAAACUUUGCAGCAACCAGAAAUAUACAUCACCAGUCCCCACAUCAUCAACACAAAUGAAGUGAAAAACUAUAAGACACGAUGGUAUAUUUUGUUCGUGUACUGUCUAAUAGCCAUCUUACAAAAUAUCAUGUGGAAUACUUGGGGACCAAUUCAAGCAACAGCCAGGGCAGUAUAUGACUGGGAUGAUUACGUCAUUGAUUUAAUGGCUGCCUGGGGAUGUAUUACAUUUUGUAUUGCAAUGUUACCAUUUGCUUGGAUCAUGGAUGUUAAAGGUACAUUGUAUUAAGCCCAGGUCACACUACACAACGAUAACGAUACGAUAAUUUGUACACGCGCGCUGAUUGGUCAAAAAUUUAUUGUUAUCGUCCGACUGAAAAACAAAUCGCUCAGGUGAGCGAUUUUAAAAUCGUUAUCGUUAUCGUCUAACGAUAAUUUUAUCAUUUUCGUUGUUGUGUGGACACUAACACAAUUUUUUUGACAAUUAUCGCGUGUUUACAAUUUAUCGUAUCGUUAUCGUUGUGUAGUGUGACCGGGCCUUUAAAACAAUUAUUGAAUUCGGUUUUUGCAAGAUAUGAAGAAUUAUAAAUUUCGGGCUUGGUAAUUCUUGAUAUCAUGCUGAAUCUCGUUCAAUAUAUAAUUGUGAAUUAUUGCACGUUGAAGGCAAUGUGACAGCUAGUAUACAUUGAGAUAUGACCGGGGAUUGUUAUAAGCAAGCAGGAAUGAGAAUAAAGUAUGAUAAUAAGAUUUAAUUAACUGCCAUUUGAUUUGGUGUAGGUUUACGAUUGACAAUGAUUCUGGCAUCUGGGUUACAGUUCUUUGGUGCUGCUUUAAGAUGCUUUCCAACUAAUAGAAACACUACAGCAACAGUUUUAAUGCACUGUGGUCAAUUUAUUAUUGGGUUAGCUGGUGGGAUGUCUCCUGCCGCUUUGAUAUCUUCAACUUGGUUUCCCCCAAACCAACGUACGACAGCAACGGCUAUAUCGACCGUAGCCAGUUAUAUUGGAACUGCACUAGGGUUUAUUAUCGCUCCUGAAUUUGUAGAUGAUAUUAAAGAUUCAAAUAUUCCUAAAGUGAACAAUCAGUAUCAUUUAAAUAGCACGCAGGUAAAUAUGUACAAAAGACAAAUUAACAAUCUUCUGUAUUCUGAAGCUGGUCUUCAAUUCGUAAUUUUUGUGGCUAUCAUUAUUUACUAUCCUGCAAAACCAAAGAAUCCACCCAGUUUAUCUGCUGCCAAAGAACGUGUUGAUUUUAAAAAUGGUAUAAAGGAACUUUUUACAAAUUAUAAUUUUCUAUUAUUUGCAACAAUAUAUGGAGCAAGUACUGGAGUAUAUGGUGGAUGGUGUUCUGUGUUAUAUCAAAAUUUAUCUGAGUAUGGUAUUUCAGUGAAUGCGAAGUUUGCUGGAUGGCUUGGAUUUGUUGCUGUCAUCAGUGGAUCUUUUUCAGGAGUGUCGUUUUCAUUGUAA
Messenger RNA from Paramuricea clavata, 1516 nucleotides. NCBI's taxonomy places the organism in Eukaryota, Metazoa, Cnidaria, Anthozoa, Malacalcyonacea, Plexauridae. The record is from the annotation of a GenBank genome assembly.